Molecule: messenger RNA, 1324 nt
Organism: Melopsittacus undulatus (budgerigar)
Lineage: Eukaryota; Metazoa; Chordata; Aves; Psittaciformes; Psittaculidae
Gene: HOXB7
Product: homeobox B7
Exons: 2
Coding region: 50-703 (217 amino acids)
Biological process (GO): regulation of transcription by RNA polymerase II
Cellular component (GO): nucleus
Molecular function (GO): DNA-binding transcription factor activity, RNA polymerase II-specific; RNA polymerase II transcription regulatory region sequence-specific DNA binding
Source: RefSeq, a predicted model, not a curated record
GUAAAACCGACACUAAAACGUCCCGACCUACAAAUCACCCGGCCAAAUUAUGAGUUCAUUGUAUUAUGCGAAUGCUUUAUUUUCUAAAUAUCAAGCCGCAAGUUCGGUUUUCCCAUCCGGAGUCUUUCCCGAGCAAACUUCUUGCGCUUUCGCCUCCAACACCCAGAGAACGGGGUAUGGGGCCGGAUCCACGCCUCCCUUCGCCGCCUCCAUGCCCGGGCUGUACUCCAGCGGCAGCGCCGUGCACCCCCAGCCCCCCAGCAUGUAUUCCUCCGGUUACGGCCUGGAGCCCGGCUCCUUCAACAUGCACUGUUCCCCUUUCGAACAAAACCUCUCCAUGAUGUGCCCGGGAGAUGCCUCCAAGCAGAAUUGCAGCAAAACGGACCAAAGGGACUCAGAUUUGCAAAGCGACAGUAACUUCCGCAUCUACCCCUGGAUGAGGAGCACAGGCACCGACAGAAAACGCGGCCGCCAGACCUAUACCAGGUAUCAGACCCUGGAGCUGGAGAAGGAAUUCCACUACAACCGGUACCUGACGAGGAGGAGACGCAUCGAGAUCGCCCAUGCCCUGUGUCUCACCGAGAGACAGAUCAAAAUCUGGUUCCAGAACAGGCGCAUGAAGUGGAAAAAGGAAAAUAAAACUGCCUGCUCCGGCUCCAACAGUCAGGAGAAACCAGAUGCGGAGGACGAUGAGGAAGAGUGAAAGGGGCAAGAGAUGGAGUCAGGAAAUGUGGAAACCCACGCGAGAAGGGAAGAGGGGGAAAACACUCAGAAAAAAAAAAGACUAUAUAUUAAAAUAGAUAAAUGAUAAGUGCAUAAAUAAUUAAAAACCCUAGGAAUGAUACUUUGUGUUUCAUGACACUGAAAAAGAUACUACCUAUAUUAAAGUCUUCUCUUUUGUUUUGUACAAUAGAAUGAUGAUCUACCUAUUCCUGUGGCUUUAGAGUCAGAAUAGACACACUUUUCUAUGUGAGUCUUCCUAUAGUCCAAGUAAUUGGUAAAGCUCCGUUUGUACUUCGCUGUGUAUUUUCGGUAUGAAGUAACGUGGUCGUGUUUAGCACCUUUAAUUUAGAAAACGUGAUCUGAAAAGUCUGAAUGCAAAUUCUGCUUAGCGUAUAGAGUCCUGUACAUAAUAAUGAUGGUUACUCCUCCCUGCAACCUCCACGGUUCUUUUCUCCCCGCUAUGCUCUUUCCUCUGUGUAUAUUUUUACCUGGAUUUCUUCGUUGUUCAAGUCUCUACGAAGACAAAAAAAACACAAAGAAGAUUAAUUAAUAUUGUGCUACGUAAAAUGUGUAUAUCAAAGUAGCAAUUAUUUAAUGGCGA